Messenger RNA from Sorghum bicolor (sorghum), 883 nucleotides. Its product is annotated as disease resistance protein RPP13. The coding region runs from base 35 to 883 and encodes 282 amino acids. The transcript has a single exon. Gene Ontology annotation, molecular function: ADP binding. Lineage: Eukaryota; Viridiplantae; Streptophyta; Magnoliopsida; Poales; Poaceae. The record is from RefSeq and is a predicted model, not a curated record.
CCUCGCUCCGAUCCGCCGCUGCUAGGAAGAAGAGAUGGCGGCUAGGGCGGUUGUGGGCGCAGUGCUUAGCGCUGUGACGCAGAACGUGGUGGAGCUAGCGGUCAAAAUACUUGUAGGGAAGGGAUGCGAGCGGUGGCAUGGUUUCCCGGCGAGCGACAUCGAUUUCAUCAGAAGAGAGAUGCUGAUGAUAGCGGCAGCCGAGGAGGAUCAUCUAUCAGGAAAGGGCGACCCAAGCGCCGUGAAGUGCAUAUCCAUGGAAGAGAUGCGCGAUCUAGCGCACGACAUCCAGGACUGCCUCGACCGGAUCCUGCGUUACGCUGAAGGCGAGGGGGAGACUUCACUCCUCCAUCGACUCAUGGCGAUCGGCAGACCUCCGUUUGCCACCGAGGUCAGGCAACUCAAGGACCGGCUCAUGGCUGCACAUCAACGAGAAGUCGACUACAACGUCAACGGCAGCCAACCGGCGGACGCCUCCUCGUCGGCGACGUCCCAUUAUUCCCAAGCGGACACGGAGACGACGACCAGCAGGGUCGUCGAACUAGCUGUGGGCAUCGACAAGCCCAAGCAGGAGCUUCUCGAGCUGCUCCUCAUCGACACGGAGGAGGGCACCCCGAAUUCGAAGCACCUGAAAGUGAUCUCCAUCGUGGGUUUCGGCGGCUCGGGGAAGUCCACGCUCGCCAAGGCACUCUAUGACUGCCCCGACGUCGCCCACCGAUUCCCUUGCCGAGCUUGGGUUGUCGUCGGACCUGAGCACAGGGGCAACAGCAAGGGCUUCCUCACGACCUUACUGGAGAAGCUCCGCCCAGGAGACUCAUCGACGAGCCAUGUCCAUCAGGCCAUGGUCCAGGACGGUAUCAGAAACUACCUGAAUACUAAGAGGUGA